Messenger RNA from Athene cunicularia (burrowing owl), 2253 nucleotides. RefSeq names its product crystallin zeta (gene CRYZ). Gene Ontology annotation, molecular function: mRNA 3'-UTR binding; quinone reductase (NADPH) activity; zinc ion binding. Gene Ontology annotation, cellular component: cytosol. NCBI's taxonomy places the organism in Eukaryota, Metazoa, Chordata, Aves, Strigiformes, Strigidae. The record is from RefSeq and is a predicted model, not a curated record. The transcript has 11 exons. The coding region runs from base 160 to 2253 and encodes 697 amino acids.
CAACCCAUGAACCAAGAAACCCCCACAUUUAAAUCAGGAGUGAGGCUCGGUUUAAUCAGUGGCUUCUCAGGCGGUUGUCUGAUUAUUUUGAAAAUGCAGCAUAAGUUAUGAAGGCAAUACAAUAUUAUUGUUUUUCCUCCCCAGAUACCCUGUGGUGCUAUGGCAGCCACAAGAAAUGUGAUGAGAGCUGUCAGAGUUUUUGAAUUUGGUGGCCCUGAAGUACUCAGACUGCAGUCAGAUGUCUUAAUUCCCGAUCCAAAAGAAAAUCAGGUGUUAAUUAAAGUCCAUGCCUGUGGGGUGAAUCCUGUCGAGGCAUAUAUUCGUUCUGGAACUUACGCUAGAAAACCAGCUUUGCCCUAUACUCCUGGCUCAGAUGUGGCUGGUGUCAUAGAAAGUGUUGGGGAGCACGUGGCUGCCUUCAAGAAAGGUGACAGGGUUUUCACCAUCGAUACGAUCUCUGGAGGAUAUGCAGAUUAUGCAGUUGCUGCAGCUGACAGGGUCUUUCCUUUGCCGGAUAAAUUGGACUUCAGGCAGGGAGCAGCGAUUGGAAUUCCCUACUUCACUGCUUAUCGCGCUCUGGUCCAAAAAGGGCGUGCCAAAGCAGGGGAGACUGUCCUAGUGCAUGGCGCCAGUGGGGGAGUGGGAAUAGCAACAUGUCAGUUUGCCAGAGCUUAUGGUUUAAAGGUUUUGGGUACAGCAGGAACUGAGGAAGGCAUAGACCUGGUUCUGAGAAAUGGCGCUCACCAAGCCUUUAAUCACAGAGAAGCUAAUUACCUUGAUAAAAUUAAGGCGUGUGCAGGGGCAGGAGGAGUCAAUAUCAUCAUAGAAAUGCUCUCCAACGUCAACCUCGCUGCGGACUUGCAGCUGCUGUCCUGCGGGGGAAGGGUGAUGGUUGUGGGCUGUAGAGGUCCCAUUGAGAUCAAUCCGAGAGACACCAUGAGUAAGGAGUCCAGCAUAAUUGGAGUUAGCCUGUAUCUUGCAACUGAGGAGGAGAGGCGUGAAGGCCCAAAUGUGGUGGAAGGCACGACUGACAGGUCUCCCAUCGUUUUUGGUCUGAUACCAACGCCACCUCCACCCCAGCAAAAAGAUGGAAAGACACUGAGAAGUGGGGUGACAAGAGGGAGGCAGUUGCGUCCCAUCAGUGUGCCCACUGAGGCAGAGCACAGUCUGAGGAAGCUGCAGAGUUCUGGAGUGGUCCCCAGGUCCCCGGCACCCAGCGGCCCAUGUGUCACCAUGGCUGCUGUGGGGGAAAACCUCUCUGUACCUGGCAAGACUGCUGGGGACAGGAGUGACAUCGCAGUCCGUCAGCAGCCCUGUGGAGAGGAGAACCUCUCUGUUCACAGAGACAGCCCGUUGGAAGGAGGAGAUGAGAAUCUGGAGGAGAGAGAAGUGGAAGUGAGAGAUGGGAAGAGCGCUCUUUCUGCAGAAGAUGAGCCCCUGCAGGAGAGCGAAGUAGAAGGGAGAGACGUGAAGAGUGCUCUGUCUGCAGAAGAUGAGCCCCUGCAGGAGAGUGGCGUGGAAGGGAGAGACAUGAAGAGCGCUCUGUCUGCGGAAGAUGAGCCCCUGCAGGAGAGCAACGUGGAAGGGAGAGACCUCGCGAGCGCUCUGUCUGCAGAAGAUGAGCCCCUGCAGGAGAGUGAAGUGGAAGGGAGAGACCUCAGGAGCGCUCUGUCUGCAGAAAAUGAGCCCCUGCAGGAGAGCGAAGUGGAAGGGAGAGACGUGAAGAGCGCUCUGUCUGCAGAAGAUGAGCCCCUGCAGGAGAGCGAAGUGGAAGGGAGAGACGUCAGGAGCGCUCUGUCUGCAGAAAAUGAGGAUCUGCAGGAGAGCGAAGUGGAAGAGAAAGAGCUGGCGAGUGCUCUGGCUGCAGGAGAUGAGGAUCUGCAGGAGAGUGAAGUGAGAGACAUCACCAGCGCUCUUUCUGCAGUAGAUGAGGACCUGCAGGAGAGCGAAGUGGAAGGGAGAGACCUCGCGAGUGCUCUGUCUGCAGAAGAUGACGCCCUGCAGGAGAGCGAAGUGGAAGGCAGGGACCUGGCGAGCGCUCUCUCUGCAGAAGAUGAGGCCCUGCAGGAGAGCGAAGUGGAAGGCAGGGACCUCGCGAGCGUUCUCUCUGCAGAAGAUGAGGCCCUGCAGGAGAGCGAAGUGGAAGAGAGAGAGUUGGCGAGUGCUCUGGCUGCAGGCGAUGAGCACCUGGAAGAAGGAGGAGUGAUGGGAGCAGGAGGGGGCGAGAUUGAGUGGGGCAGUGGUGUCAGCUGA